AUGGCCGCGCUGGCUUCAAUACUACAGCGCCUGCUCCUCGCCCAAUUCGUGCACAAAGAAGGCGACUCCUCCUUCCCGCUCAUCUCCAAAUCCCUUUCUUCGCAUCCGCUGCUGCGGGAUUCGGGACUCAAGCCUAUAUCUGAUAAAGAAUGCGAGGAGUUGUAUAAUGCCAUGCUGAAAGCAGAAGGCCUCGAACGCCAACCCAGCACCGGCAUCGGCGCCGACGUCGAACCCUCACCAUCCGUCAUCAAACUGACCGAACUCCUCUACAGCCGCUACCGCAAAGAGCUGAUCCAGCAAGUCCGCCAGGACGAGCAGGAUUACCGGAAAUACCUGCGCGAGAUCGAGGAGAUUGGAAGAGGGGAGUGGGAUACGCGGUUGCAGGAUUUGGAAGCGAUUGCGUUUCAGCAGACGCAGACGCAGGAAGAUGAGGAGGACGAGGAUGAGGAUAAGGAUAAGGAGAAUGCGUCGCCGGCAGUUGUUGCUGAACCCGCGACGACAGCUACACCAGCAGCGGAAGCAGCCACCACACCAACAGCAGCAGCAGCAGCUACUGCAGAACAACCCGCCGACGCGCAAGACCAAGCAGCCUCACAAGCAGACGAGUUCGUCGACGCAAGAGAGGAAUCCACCGGCCUCGAAGACCUCGAGAUGAAAGAUAUCAUGGACGACCUGCUCGCAGAGGACGCGGCCCAGCCACAACCUCCCCCACCGACUGACGACACGAGCACCAGCCAGACGCAAGAACAACCGUCGAGCUCGGCGGCCGGCGACGGAAGUUCAAUGGCCGUCGUACCAAACGAAUCUACAAUCUCGAUGCCAAACUCAUCCACCGCAGCAGCAGACUCCUCAUCCUCCUCUCAAAUCCAAACCCCUCCCCAGCCACAAUCAACAUCCAACGCGGUCCUCACGGAAGAAGACCUCCAUCUCGAUCAAUCCGCGCUCGACUCUGUACCUCCUAGCCUCGCCUCGUCUGAUAAGCUGGGGGAUGGCGAGCAAGAGGACGUCGAGAUGGCUGACGCGCCGCCGUCGUCGUUUCCAACUUCUACCACGAAGACGCAGCAGCAGGACGUGCAGGCUACGAGCGAGGAUAUGGAGCGGACGGUGUCACCUGAUGAACCACUUCAAGCUGCUGCUACAAAGCCUGAGAUCGCAGCGCCUCAACCCGCGCAGAUUCCACCCCCACCAGCACAACCUGAGCACACAGUCUCUACAGAAGAAGCCAUCGCACCUUCAGAAGAUCUACCCUCCCCACCACAACAACAACAACAACCACCCUCUCCAUCACAAACCCCGCGCACAAGAUCCUCAAAACCAGACACGACGACGACAACGCCCGCACUCCCCGCCUCCGUCGAAGAACUCAAGCAGCAGGAAUUAGCACAGCAACAAUCUAACGCGACGGAUACGGAAGCUACAGAGUCGCUUGCGGAUGAGGCGAAUGAAGAGGUAGCUGAGGAUAACGCGGGCGAGAGUAAGAUUGAGGAGACUACGGAGGUUGUGGAGGAUGUUGAGUCUACUGCUGAUGCUGAUGAUGAUGCUGCUGGUGAGGAGACUGCGGCGGAAGAGCCAGAAGUCGAAGCGCAAGCUGUGAAAGAAGAGCAGGAGGAAGAAGCUGUGGAAGAGCAGGAGGAAGAAAAAGAACAAGAAGAAGAGGAAGAGGAAAAGCCUAGGACGCGCCGCCAGCUCCGGGCGAAAGCAGAGGCAGAGAUGGAGGUGGAGGCUGCGUCUGAACCUGCCGAGGCAGAGGCAGAGGCAGAGGCAGAGAACGAAGAGGCUGCAGAGGCAGAGUUCCAAGCGCUCGUGACCCCUCUCCUCUCCAACAUCUCCUCCAACCGCUCCGCCUCCUUCUUCUCCGCGCCCGUGUCCGAGAACGACGCGCCAAACUACCACAGCCUGAUCUACCAGCCCACCGAUCUGCGGACGAUAAAGUCGAUGGUCAAGGACGGGCGGAUCCAGACGUCGAGUGAGUUGGAGAGGGAGGUGAUGAGGAUGUUUGCGAACGCGGUGAUGUAUAAUUCGUGGGAGUCGGAUAUUAGUGAGUGGAGUAGGGAGAUGCAGAUGGAGACUGAGACUUUGAUUGCUGUGUUUAGAGGCGCGGAGAGGAGGGGAUUGAGCGGGACUCCGCAGCCUACGCCUGGGCCGGAGAUGAAGAGGAGGAAGAAGUAG
This is a messenger RNA of Myxozyma melibiosi, 2169 nucleotides long. RefSeq lists its product as uncharacterized. Gene Ontology annotation, molecular function: protein binding. The transcript is spliced from 4 exons. The record is from RefSeq and is a predicted model, not a curated record. Bases 1 to 2169 code for a protein of 722 amino acids. Lineage: Eukaryota; Fungi; Ascomycota; Lipomycetes; Lipomycetales; Lipomycetaceae. Gene Ontology annotation, cellular component: NuA4 histone acetyltransferase complex.